Molecule: messenger RNA, 2779 nt
Organism: Octopus sinensis (East Asian common octopus)
Lineage: Eukaryota; Metazoa; Mollusca; Cephalopoda; Octopoda; Octopodidae
Product: acetylcholinesterase
Exons: 11
Coding region: 296-2542 (748 amino acids)
Biological process (GO): chemical synaptic transmission; neuron cell-cell adhesion; postsynaptic membrane assembly
Cellular component (GO): synapse; cell surface
Molecular function (GO): neurexin family protein binding; signaling receptor activity
Source: RefSeq, a predicted model, not a curated record
GCGCACACACACACACACGAGUACAUAACUGCAUAACUGUGCACCUAUAUACACGUUCACGUUUACCUUAAAGUCACAGAGAUAGACACACUCCACCACACUUAUAUGUAGACAUCUAAUUAUAUAUAUAUAUAUAUAGUACCACACAUACACACACACACACACAUACGCAUACAUGCGCACACAAAUAGACACAUAUAUACAUACAUAUACUUUACUACAGAGAUGUAAAGGUAUACAGUGAAUUGAAUAACUGCUCUGAUACUUAUACUCUAACAGCGACUCACGCUCACAAAUGCACACACAUGUACGAGCAAUCAACCGCAUGCACACACACAGACCAAGAACAGCGCACUCAGCUACCAUAUGCAUACGCACACACGGGCAUACACACAUACACAUUCCCGCUCUUGUAGUUAACAGCUGUUUUCACAGACGUGAAGCGAUCGACUGCUUAGUGAUGGAGAUCUGUUGGCGGCAUGCCUUUCUUCUCCUUAUUUUAGCCUCCAAAGCUGCUUGCUCAUUUUCUGUCCCGCCUGUCGCUGAUCAUAGCGUUGACGUGCUCUUAAAAGAAUCGUCAUCUUCGUCGGUAUCGGCACAAACAGUACGACACCCCGUAGCGUCACCCGUAUUCCAAUCACAACCACAAGUACCCGAAACAGUAUCCGAACCUGCAGUAUCCCAAAGGGUACAACGAACUGUACCCGAGUCAUCAACUGACCAGCCGGAAGCAGUAUUACCAUCUGUACGCGAGUCACAGCUAAAAGGACAACCACUAGCGCCACCACCGCCGCUGGCACAAGUUCAGUUAGCAUCAUCAUCACCAAAAGGAUCAGAAGAAGUAGUACGAGACACGAUUUAUGGCAAAGUUAGGGGUUUCGUCAAAGAGGUUCUUCCCGGAAAGUUUGCGGAAUAUUAUCUAGGAGUACCUUAUGCUGCCCCACCGGUCGGAAAACUUCGUUUCGAGAAUCCAGUUAGCCCAGACGAGUGGCGUGAGAUCCGCAACUGCACCACCUAUCCACCUGCCUGUGUACAACCCAAGUCAUUUUAUGUCCAGGAUCAUCGUCCGAAUUUUACCGAUUUUCAUGAAGAUUGUCUUUACCUGAACAUUUACUUAUCCCGGACAGAUUCCAAAGAUUUACGUCAUGUCCUAGCCUAUAUACAUGGAGGGUCUAACGUUGUCGGUAUGGCAGCCAUGUUUGAUGGUGACGUAUUAGCUGUUAGCACCAAUGUUGUUGUUGUUAUGGCCAAUUACAGACUAUCGAAUAUCGGAUUUUUAAGUAUGGCCCAUCCGCAGUUCGCAGGUAACUAUGGCCUCUGGGAUCAAGUAUUUGCUCUGAAAUGGAUACAGAAGAAUAUCAAGUAUUUCGGUGGUGACCCUACAAAGGUCACUUUGAGUGGUCACAGUGCCGGGGGUGCUGAUGUUUCUAUGCAUGUCCUGUCGGAUCAUGCGCAAGGGUUGUUCCAGUAUGCAAUUUGUCACAGUGGCACGACUUUAUCUAAUUGGGCGCUUCUACCCUCUACGGAGGACCCAGCUAAAUAUGCAAGGGAGUUUGCCGAGGAGUACUCCUGCAACCACCCGCAUCUCAUUGAUCUGAAGAACUGUCUGAAGGACUUGAAAGCAGAACAAAUAAUCAAGGCGGGAUACAAUUGGAGAAAAAUUCGACCGACAUACUCCACUGACAACUAUGGUUACCUUAAAACCAAACCAGAAGUGCUGCUUCAAACUGCCCCUAUUAAUGCCAAAGCUAUGAUGAUAGGGGUCACCUCGAACGAAGGCUCGGCAAUGAUUGACAUGAUAAUGCAUAUAUCCAUAGGCAAUUUGGGAGAUUUCAUUAAAAGGUAUACAUCAGAGCUGAAUGGAAUUCCAAUAAUAGCAGAUCUCCUCAUACAGGAAUAUAUCCCUUGGGAUCAAAUCGACCCGACACUUGAAAUAUCUAGAAAAAUUGGAUACUCCAAGUUUCUGGGAGAUUAUGAUAUUAUAUAUCCUUCAGUGAAGAUGAUUGAACUUUUGGCAAAGAGGUCAUUUCCAGUUCACUUAUACAUCUUUGGCCAUCGAUCUGCUGCUGACACACGAGAAGAAUGGUUUGGGGUGCCACAUGGAGAAGAUAUAUUUUAUUUGUUCGGUGCCCCUUUAGUUGGACAUCCUUUGAAAAACUAUACAGCCCUUGACAAAGAGAUCAGUAAGAAAUACAUGACGUUGUUUGGCAAUUUCAUUAAGACCGGCAAAGCCGUAGUGGAUUCAAAUGAAUUCUUCAGAUACACACCCCAAGGCAGGCACUAUAUCAAAGUCUACAGUGAGAACAACAAUGCUAUUGUGAAACAAAAUCGAAACCUUCUACCAAGACGAAUGGAAUUUUGGCGCCGACUCAUCCCAGCAGUUAAGAAGAAAUUUUUACGUCAACAGUUAGACAAAAAGCAUUAUGAAAACAAGUUAUAUUUUCAUCAUGUAUUAUCAAGUGCCUUUGGAGUGAUAAGUGUCUUACUAAUUUGUUUAACAGCAUUUUUACUUUAUCGUCUGAGGAAACGAAUGACCUCGUAACAAGAAAAGAUAACAAACCUUGUUUCAUAUUGCUUAGAAUUGUAGACAAAAUAAAAUGUAAAAAGGUAUAAUAAAUGUGCUUCUAAAGUAUGUAUCAGUUCAACAUUUAUAGAGUUAGAAACACUUGUGCUAUCAGUAAGCAACAAUUGACAUUUUGAGCCAGAGAACUUAACCCUGCCCCUGUAAGAACUGUAGAGUUUGCAAAACAAUAAAUUGAAAGCAUGCAAAGGAACAAUU